CUUCUCCUUGUUGCCCGUUAGCUAACGAUCUGAACAAAGACAGCAGACAAAGUAAAGGCACAGAGUAGUGAAUAUUUCUACACCACAACAAAGCCUCUCGAACCCAUUAAAAGUCACUACUCAUGUGCAAAUAAAAAACUCUCGAUACGUCAACGAAGACAACAUUUAAAUUUUUUUUAUUCGCCAAUAUGUGUCCUAUAUUCCGUUUUUAGAUGGCUUCGUUCGCUUCCUCCAACCUUUGCAUCGUGACCCCGUUCAAUGAUCGUUGUACUCAUACCAACUAUUACCAUUUCCUUUUCAACGUACCAGUAAACACCCUAAUACCACCGAAAACGACUCCCUAUACCACCUAUACCACCUAGAAUUACAGCCCGCAGCACAAUAGCGACUACCUGGUCGAACCGGAGUCCCACUCUUGAUACCCAUUUUCCUACCGAGAUCCCGAGGUCGACGAGCUCUUUACGAUAACGCGCGCUCCACUAGAGAAUGGAUGAUCCUGGAUGGUCAUGGCCUGCUUGGAAGUUUGGAAUGAAGAGGGAUGACCUCUUCACUGGACUCCACGAUAAAUACAACACAAUCGCCUUCUCUAUCCAGGACCCCGAGGCGUUCCAUCACGAUGUUUACGAGAUCUCCAAUACCGCGAGCACAGUCGAUGAGUUCCACCGCAUGCUGGCUGACCGCAAGCAGCUUCGCCUGAACGAGCUAAACCAGAGCCUAGAGUCUGCCUCUGUCGAGAUCAUCGCUAACCCGAGCCUUAUCGGUACUCAGCAGUGGCAGUAUGCGCUCCAGCUUUUCCGUACCAAGUCCUUGGACUCCCUUGUAAGAUACUUCGCGUCAUACCUCCCGGACGACCAUCCCUGGCAUCAAUCUACCGACGACCUAAUCUCGAAGUCCUUUUUCGACGAUCCAGAGGACGACAUUCCCGUUAUGACGCACGAGCCUCUCUCUAUCGAUACCGCUUCCUACAUCCCGGCCAACCAUCUUCCCCCCUCCCCUCGCUCUCUCACGAUGUGCUCGGAAGAUUCUAGGGUGUCUACUCCAGCCCGGACUCUAUCUUUCUCAGAACCCGAGACGGACGCCAUGGUUAUGUCUGGAACGCUCUCUCGCGGGUUUGACGACGAAGAGACGUCGCAAUCAGACGAACCCGCCACCCCAACUACCUCGAUAUCUGAUAUGUCAGAAAUAGGAUCGCUAGAGUCCCAGCAAGAGGAGGAGGAAAACGAAGAGGAAGAGGAAGAGGAAGAGGAAGAGGACGUCGCCGAUGAGAAGAAGCAAGCAUAUUUCAGGCGUGAUAUCCCAGAAAUCGUCAAGAACGAAUCAGAGAUGUCAACGCCUCGGAACGAGUUUGAUUCGGAAUCAUACAAGAAUAGUGAGGCCGAAAAGAUAGUAUACUCGAAGCAUAGCCCACUUCGUAGAGGUAUUCGCGAUGGAAGUCCAGGUCUGGCAAGAUCGCGACGAAGGAGUCCGGAAAUUGGACGGAUCCAGAAACCCUCAUCAGAUCCCACUAGAGUCAGGCCUAAGGGUCGAAGACGUAUCUAGGCACUUAAUGCCGCCCCGCAACUGUAUAUAUCCCUCCAUGAUGCCAUUGUACAUACAUACCCUUAACGCGCUAAGUUAUUUCUCCACUGUUACGUCUCUUUUCGGGUUGGGUUUCCUUUUUAGGGUUUGGUGAUAACUUCAAAUCGUGCGGAGUGCUAACUUUUCCAACUUACGCGACGACAUCCCCAACGGGAUAUAAUAGGUAUUAGCAUAAUGAAAGUACUGCUAUGCUGAUGUGUUAAUAAGGUAUCAUUCUACCCUAUAAUCGCUAAUCAUGAUCCGCUUAAAACUCAUGAGACAACUCUUGUCAUCGCUGAUUAUACUAUUUAUAUGCCUAUAGCAAACGAUAACACGACUGCUGUCUUACUCUAUGAUAAGGACGUAAGUAAAUGUUUGUUAGUGCUCUUAGGUACUCUGGACUUUCACAUGCCAGGUAGGUUUAGUACCUAAGGCACCUAAACUAGUCCUAUUUACACCGGCGGGUUGAGGUCAAAUUAGGGGACAUGGUGAGAUCAUCAAAUUCUGUAUAUAUGCGAUCAAGAAUCACGAGUCAUGAGUUUGAAAAUUAAGCAAAAAAUGUAUAAUAGCAU
Molecule: messenger RNA, 2129 nt
Organism: Daldinia caldariorum
Lineage: Eukaryota; Fungi; Ascomycota; Sordariomycetes; Xylariales; Hypoxylaceae
Exons: 1
Coding region: 487-1539 (350 amino acids)
Source: RefSeq, a predicted model, not a curated record